This is a messenger RNA of Trametes versicolor FP-101664 SS1, 1734 nucleotides long. Its product is annotated as nuclear matrix protein NMP200. Gene Ontology annotation, molecular function: protein binding; ubiquitin protein ligase activity. Lineage: Eukaryota; Fungi; Basidiomycota; Agaricomycetes; Polyporales; Polyporaceae. The transcript has 3 exons. Bases 60 to 1574 code for a protein of 504 amino acids. Gene Ontology annotation, cellular component: Prp19 complex; cytoplasm; U2-type catalytic step 1 spliceosome. The record is from RefSeq and is a predicted model, not a curated record. Gene Ontology annotation, biological process: DNA repair; protein ubiquitination; mRNA splicing, via spliceosome.
CCCACCCGCGCUCGUGCUCGGUGCCCACUCCCGCUGCUGCCUCGUCCUUGCUCGUCAAGAUGUCUUUCUUCUGCUCCAUAUCUGGAGAGCCCCCGCUGGACCCUGUUGUGUCAACAAAGUCUGGCCAUGUCUACGAGCGGAGGCUCAUCCUCAAGUACAUCAACGAGAAUGGCACGGACCCCAUUACCGGAGAGAAGCUCGAGGAGAGCGACCUCAUCGGUGUAAAAGCCAACCCGAAGUCCGCGCCCCCACGGCCGCCAAAUGCCACCUCUAUUCCCGUUCUUCUUCAGACCCUGCAAAACGAGUGGGACGCGGCAAUGCUCGAGACAUUCGCGCUCAGGCAGCAAUACAACUCGCUGCGCCAAGAACUGAGCUAUGCGCUCUAUACACAGGACGCGGCCCAACGCGUCGUGGCGCGUCUCCUCAAGGAGCGUGACGCUGCCCGGGAAGCGCUCAGUAGUGUUGCAGCCACUAUGAACGUGGAGGUGCCUUCGCAAGGUGAUGUUGACAUGGGAGAGGCGGCGCAAGAGGCUGGUGGUCUGCCCGCAGACACGCUCAAGCAAAUCGACGAGACGCACCAGAAGCUCUCUGCACUGCGCAAGAAGCGCAAGGCCCCCGAAGGCUACGCGACUGCCGCGGACGUCAAGGGCUACACUGGCAAGCAUACCAUCCCCUCCCUCCACUCCCCGUCCCCCGCUGGCAUUACCGCUUUGGCUGUCUCAACCGCGAACCCCGAGCAAUUCCUCACCGGCGGGAACGACAAGAUUGUGCAGCUCUAUGACAGGAGCACGGACAAGGUUCUCGCCACCCUCAAGGGCCACACGAAAAAGGUCACGCACGUUGCCUUCCGCGAACGCGAGGGUGACCCGACGCUCGUCCUCUCCGCGAGUGCGGACAAGAUUGCGAAGGUCUGGGCACACGACUCCGCAUCUGGCGAGUACAUUCCGAAGGCAACGAUCCGCACCCACAAGGGCGAGCUCACCGGCCUGGUCGUCCACCCCACAUCGUCGCUCCUCGCGCUCGGCUCGACUGACCGCACAUGGUCCCUCCACGACCUCACGACGUUCAGCCAGGUGUUCCGCUCGCCCGAGGCGGACGAGCCGCUCACCUCGCUCAGCAUCCACCCCGACGGCACGCUCGUCGCGGUCGGCACGCCCGGCGGCGCGAUCCAGGUGUUCGACAUCCGCUCCGGCGCGGUCGCCGCGUCGCUGCAGCCCGAGGGCGCCGCGCCCUUCACCGUGAACACGCUCUCGUUCUCGGAGAACGGGUACCAUCUCGCCGCGCCGGACUCGCUCGCGUCCGUCGCGGUGUGGGACCUGCGCAAGCCGAAGGUCGCGAAGUCGAUCGCGCUCGGCGACGCGUUCCGCGUGCACCGCGUCAAGUACGACGCGAGCGCGGGCUUCCUCGGCGUCGCGGGCAGCGAGGGCCUGCGCGUGUUCGCGCACAAGACGUGGGAGGAGCUCGUGCGCUUCGAGGAGGGCGGCGAGGUCGCGGACUUUGCGUUCGCCGCGGACGGGUCCGAGAUCUGGGGCGCGACGGGCAGGGAGGUGCGCGUCUGGGGCGCGGCGGUGUGAAAGGCGCCUGGGUAGUGCGCUGGAGCCCCUUGCGGCUCGUGUUGUGUUGUUGAUACGUUCGAUGUUCUGUUGCUUGCGCUCUCUUAUACUGUUUGUAACCUACCGCUUGCUGCUCGUGAGCGACCUCAUUGCGAUCAUCGUGCUCGCGAGUAACGACCCC